AUGAGCAAGCCUCAGUGGUCUCAACUGCCAGAAGAUCUCCUGUCAGUGAUGAUAGAAAAACAUCUCAACACUCGCAUCGACAAUCUCCGAUUGCGCUCCGUCUGUCGUUCAUGGCGUUCCUCAAUUCCACUCUAUAACAAACCCCUUCCUCCUCGUCCUCCUGUGCCUCUCCGAUUUAGAAACUGCAAAGGCGUCGACGGUUACUUCUCUCCCAUCAAAAGCACCAUCUACCUCCUCCAACCAAAGUUUCCUAAACAACUUAAUUUGCUCAACUUUCGUAUCACCAAAAUAGGUAAAUCCUAUCGUCUUUGUUUUAAUAUUGAUCCAAGUGAGGAAUUGGAGGAAGAUGAACCCUACUAUUCUUUUUAUUCUUCUUCUAGUGAUGAUGAUUCUCCACUUUUUGAGAAAGUGGUUGUGUCCUCGAGUCCAUGGUCUGGUGUUGAUGAUCAGGUGGUCAUGGCUAUCGAAGAUGGAAAGUUGUGGUUUUUCAAGUUGGGAGAUAAGGAAUGGACCAGAAUUGCUGGUUGGGAGCAGUCUCAAUAUUCUUACCAUGACUUGGUGCAUCACAAGGGACAGUUUUAUGCAGUUGGGUGUAGAGGAAUGACUCUAGUGAUUGGUCCAGACUUGAACCCUAAGCCAAUUGCAUCGUUUGGGCCUCAUUAUGGCUGUGAUGAAAGACUACGUUUGGUGAAGUCGUGUGUUUUUAAGUUGAAUGAGACGGAAAAGAAAUGGGAGCAGAUUCUAAGUUUGGGUGAUCGAGUGCUGUUUGCUUUUGAUGCCUGCUCCUAUUCUGUUUCGGCUCCAGAUUUCUCUGGUUUGAAAGGGGAUUGCAUUUACUUUUCUGAACCUUUGUUUGCUGAGUAUGAGGGCACUGGCGUUUUCAGCUUUGUGGAUAACAAGUGCAGGCCUCUAGCUUAUUUUCCGGACCAUUCACAGAUCUUUUGGCCACCGCCCCCUUGGCUUAAGCCAACAGCAUGUGCCAUCAAGAAAUGA
Molecule: messenger RNA, 993 nt
Organism: Cornus florida
Lineage: Eukaryota; Viridiplantae; Streptophyta; Magnoliopsida; Cornales; Cornaceae
Product: F-box protein SKIP23-like
Exons: 4
Coding region: 1-993 (330 amino acids)
Source: RefSeq, a predicted model, not a curated record